This is a messenger RNA of Dermatophagoides pteronyssinus (European house dust mite), 819 nucleotides long. RefSeq lists its product as uncharacterized. NCBI's taxonomy places the organism in Eukaryota, Metazoa, Arthropoda, Arachnida, Sarcoptiformes, Pyroglyphidae. The record is from RefSeq and is a predicted model, not a curated record.
AUGACAAAAAAACAAAAUCAUGAACUUUAUUUUCAAAAAGUAAAGCUUCCAGUUCGUAUAAUGGAAACUCUAUUCAUUAUAAUGGCCAUACGUUGCAUAUAUUUUGUUAAACAAAGCCAAUAUAAAAAUGAUCAAACAUGGAUCAUGUUAAAUGGUAAUAUAAUCCGUCAGAAUGGUUUAGAUAAUUAUGCCAAUCUGUUUAUAUUCGCAAUGAUCAUUCAAGCUCAUCUUUUUUUAAGAAUGCUUUAUUAUAAUAAUCCAUGUGCCAAUCUAUUAGAUCGUGUAUUAAUUGGUAAAAAGAAACAAGUAUUUUUUCGACCAUAUCGUUAUCGAACAUAUUUGGCCAUCGAUUUUGUAGAAUUUGUAAUAAAAAUAUGGCUUUAUGCAAUAUAUUAUUUUGUCAUUUAUAUUGAAUUAUGUAUGAUUGGAUUUUCUUUGACUGCUUAUCAAUUCAUUGCUGAACAUUCGAACGAAUUUUUCAACCACGGAUUAUAUUAUUACGGAUCAGUUUGUCUUCAGCAAAUAAUCUGUAUGUUUGGCAUACAUCUGAUGUUCGCUAUGUGUAGCAAUAGUUUUCAAAAAACAAGUAAACGAUUCAUAUCAUUGUUGGCCAUUAAUCGGAAAAAAAUUCACCUAAUCAGUAUUGGUCAACAAUUAAAAAUUAACAAUUAUGGACAAUGUUUUCAUACAAAAAAUAAAUAUGGUCUCACUUAUGCCAGUAAUCAAUUGGUUUCAAUGAUGGGAUUUGUCAAGUAUUUGUUACUUUAUUCACAGGCAUUCAUGUUUAUUUAUACACAGAUGAUUGGGCCGAUCAAAUGA